AUGUCGAAGACUGAGAGCAGUGACUUGCCUAAUGUUACACCGUUACAGUACAAGAUAAGAUGGUUCAUGUUGGGCCUGUUCGUGUUAUACUCCGCAUCCAACUCGCUGCAGUGGACCCAGUACGCCAUCAUAUCAGAUAUAAUAGUGAGGUACUACGGAGUCAGUAGUUACGCUGUGUCCUGGACCUCAAUGGUGUACAUGCUGACGUACGUGCCUCUCAUCUUCCCCGGCAGCUGGUUACUGGAUAAGACGGCUGGCAGAGCAGGGGAGGCAGCUAGCGGUACGGCGAGGGAAAAUGAAGAGCAGUCCUCAUCGGACCGUCGAGCGCCACACACGGCGCGGGAACACUGA
Danaus chrysippus (African queen) is the source of this 351-nucleotide messenger RNA. The record is from the annotation of a GenBank genome assembly. Lineage: Eukaryota; Metazoa; Arthropoda; Insecta; Lepidoptera; Nymphalidae.